Molecule: messenger RNA, 888 nt
Organism: Tinamus guttatus (white-throated tinamou)
Lineage: Eukaryota; Metazoa; Chordata; Aves; Tinamiformes; Tinamidae
Source: RefSeq, a predicted model, not a curated record
AUGAUCGUCACACUGCGCCAGUGCCAGUGCCGCAGCGCUGCGGCAGCUCCCACAGCGGUUACUUCAUGGCUAAAGAAAUUUUUUGGGGAUGCGCCCAUUCUGCAGUACGAGGCGAACGCGCAGACCAUCGAUAUCCUGUACGAGCUGGUUGAGAACAAUGAGGCCUGUGAAAGGGAUGCUGAGUUGCUCAUUGAUGACAUGAACCACAUGGCAGCAAGUUACCAAGAGGAAGCCAAGUAUCUAGAGGCUCUUCUCACAAAACACCUGGGCUUUUCCAUAACUAGUCUGUCCCAAGAGGGCACCAGUUACCUAAAUGAACUGGUAAACACCGCCUUAACACUCGAAAUAAAGGACACGUCUCUUUCCAGUUUUGUCACUGCCGUAAACGAUAUGACUUGGGAGCUGUGUGAAACAGAAUCAGAAAACAGAGAAUUGGAAUGCGAAUUGACCACCAUUAAGAAAAAGCUAACUGCAGCACUGGUGCUGGAAAAACAGCUGCAAGAGGAUCUUAAAAAAACAGAGGAAGAUUUGGAGAUAGAAGAGGCACAAACUAAGAGCCGAUCCCAGAACUUGAACUUCCUGCAAAACAAAUCUGAGGAUUUCAAAACCAGAAUCAAGACUGCUGAGGAGCAGUUGGCAGCCAUCGGGUUGGACCAGUCUUUGAUGCAUCAGUCGUUAGUGGACCUGUCAGAGGAACUGUCUACAUUAGAAAAAGAAGUUAAGUCCUUGGAGAAGCAACUGGAGCCCUACUACGAUUUAGCUCCUAAUCCUUCCCUCGUGAAAGUGAAGAUUGAAGAAGCAAAACGGGAACUGGAUGCCCUGAAAGCAGAGGUGGCAGCGCACGUUAACAAGCUGGCUCUUUCCAUGCCGGAAUCCAGCAAAUUCUAA